AUGAGCUCUUGGGUUCUGCAGCUGUUCCUCUCGCUGGCUCUCUUCGACCAUGGUGGAGCGUGCCAGCCAGUGCCCGUCCAGCCCCUACAAGCCUCCUUUGCCGAAGGGACCACUGCCAUCCUGCAGUGCCGCCUGGAGCAUGGCAAGAUCCAAGACUACCACGUCUUCUGGUUCCGGCAGAAGCCAGGCGACCGGCCGGCCCAAGUGCUGAAGCAUCACGACGACGGGCACAUAGACCGAGUUGGCGACUUUGGCACGAGAUUCGUGCCCAUCCGGGAUGCUGGUGCCAACGCCUAUGUGCUGCAGAUACAGGGGGUGCACACCGAGGACAGCGCCACCUACUGGUGCAUGGCAGAGACCAAUCACUUCAACACCACUGCCUCAGGGGCUGGGACGCAGCUCAUCAUCACGGGAGGAAAAUCAGCCAAGGAACCAGCCAGGGUCACCCUCUUGUCCGACGCAUCCGCCCAGAUAGCAGACUCCCCGGAUCUCCACGCCUUGUGCCUGGCCGAGGGAUUUUACCCAGGCUUUGUGGAGAUAAAGUGGAGGAUGGCUGGUAAAGCCAUCACGGAGGGCGUGACACCUGGACAGGUGAUCGUGAACGACGACGGCUCCUACAGUACCACCAGCGUCCUGACUGUCCCCCGCAACCGGCUUUAUCAUAAUGCCUUGCUCAAGUGUUUGGUGCACCACUAUUCUUCUGGCUCCAAAACAGAGAGGAGUCUUGAGCUGUGCUAG
Euleptes europaea (tarantolino) is the source of this 738-nucleotide messenger RNA. Its product is annotated as immunoglobulin lambda-1 light chain-like. The coding region runs from base 1 to 738 and encodes 245 amino acids. The transcript has 3 exons. Gene Ontology annotation, molecular function: peptide antigen binding. The record is from RefSeq and is a predicted model, not a curated record. NCBI's taxonomy places the organism in Eukaryota, Metazoa, Chordata, Lepidosauria, Squamata, Sphaerodactylidae.